Molecule: messenger RNA, 510 nt
Organism: Prorocentrum cordatum
Lineage: Eukaryota; Dinophyceae; Prorocentrales; Prorocentraceae
Source: the annotation of a GenBank genome assembly
AUGGGGAUGGUGGGCUUCGACUGCGUGUGUCCCCACACGCUCGGUGCGUGGAUAAAGCAGCUUCGGUCUCUUGGGUAUCCGACGUGGGAUGAUAUCGGCUUAGAUUCGGAGGGCGCGUACGCGUUCUGCUAUACGAGGGAUCGUGGACCAGACGAAGCACAUGCGUCAAAGCUCCUCGCCGCGAUGUUAGCACCCCGGGGCAAUAUCUUGUUCAUGGGUAGUGAUUGUCAAGAACAUGCGCGACAUCUAAUUGCACUGGAUUGCCGAAAAAUCGCAGAUGGUUUUUUAAAGCAUCGUGGAUCCAAGCGAACAUACUUCUCCACACUGGCCAAACUAGCGAAUGUCAUUCGGGAGGUGAUCAAAGAGCUCUAUCACAACUUCUGCAAUCUAUAUGGUUACAUGGAUGACAACAGAUGCAUGAAGAAACCCUUUCCUUCGUGCGUUGCUGGCCGGUGGGGCUCGGUCGACGUUGUUGAGGAACCAUCUUGGAUAUUGGCCCAGAUCGGUUGA